GCUCUCCCGAGAAGAAUUUCCAAUCCAUACCUGGAACAUACUUCUUCCCAGAUUUAUGGGGAGAAUUCCUCUUGUGCAGGAAGAGCAUUGAGGAAUAUUAUCAUCGUUCAGGCAGCUGACCUGAUAAAGGACAGAGUGAACCUCAAGGGAUUUUACAGGAGAAGCUGUGUUGGGUCAGAACUGGUGGACUGGCUGCUGGAACACUGUCCUUUCGUCCAGUGCAGAUCCAUGGCCAUCGGGGUCUGGCAGCUCCUACUGGACAUGGGGAUUAUGUCAUCAGUGGACCAGCAUCUGUACUUUCAGGAUACCUAUGUUUUCUACCAGUUCUCAUCUGACGAGUGUAGCUACUUGUACUGUGAAUUUGAACGAGAAGAGGAGUGGCAGAAUGGGGUGAAGCAGUUACUGCAGCUGGUGCCUCUCAUUCGCACCAGGGCUGGCAUCUGCGACCUGUCUCAUCGGAAAAUUGAAGACUCGGUAGAAAGCAGUGAUGAAAUCCUUGCCCGUCUGACAUCUGCGGUGCAGAGAGAGCUAGCAGCUGUUAUUGCUUUGAAAGCCAAGAAGUCUGCGAUUGGACAAGAUGAGGAAAGCAGCGACAAACCUGUAACUGUGGCCGAAGCUGACAGUGUUCCAGAUCCUCAGGCAGGAGUGAUGUGCAGGCUUCAGGGGAGAGAUGACAUCGGACGAAUCGAGCUGGUCCAGAAGCUGGCGAGAGAAAACUGUCAGUUUUUGCAGACAGACAAAAAGGAACAGGAGAAAUCUGAACACCAGGAUGUUGAAGUGACGACUGUUAGAGAGCAAGAGCAGAACGUCCUGGUGCUGAGGAAAGUGCAGCGCUGUGGCCCGGCCCCCCCAGGCGGGAGCGCAGACGGCGAUGGGAGAUACGUGGUCGUGUCCGGGACCCCAGAGAAGAUCCUGGAGCACCUUUUGAAUGACUUGCACCUGGAAGAAGUCCAGGACAAAGAAACAGAGACCCUCCUUGAUGACUUCCUUCUCACGUACACCGUCUUCAUGACAACCGACGACUUGUGCCAGGCGCUGCUGAGGCACUAUUCUGCUAAGACAUAUCAAGGCAAAGAAGGAAACUCAGAUGUCCCCUGUCGGAAACGCAAGGUCUUACAUCUUGUCUCCCAGUGGAUUGCUCUGUACAAAGACUGGCUACAUGAAGAUGAACAUUCGAAAGUGUUUUUAAAGACCAUAUACAGGAAUGUACUGGACGAUGUCUAUGAAUACCCAAUACUGGAGAAAGAACUGAAAGAAUUUCAAAAGAUCCUUGGAAUGCACCGUCGUCACACCGUAGAUGAAUAUUCACCACAAAGGAAGAAUAAAGCCCUUUUCCACCAAUUCAGUCUCAAGGAGAACUGGCUCCAGCAUAGAGGAACUGUGACUGAAACAGAGGAAAUUUUCUGCCACGUGUAUAUAACGGAGCACUCCUACGUCAGCGUGAAGGCGAAAGUCUCCAGCACGGCCCAAGAGGUCCUGAAAGUUGUGGCGGAGAAGAUCCAGCACGCGGAAGAGGACCUGGCUCUGGUGGCCGUCACGUUCUCCGGGGGAAAGCAUGAACUUCAGCCCAACGACUUGGCCAUCUCCAAGUCCCUGGAAGCAUCUGGUCGGAUAUAUGUCUACCGGAAAGACCUGGCCGACACCUUGAACCCAUUUGCAGAAAAUGAGGAAUCACAGCAAAGGCCCCUGAGGAUUUUGGGGAUGAACACUUGGGAUCUCGCUCUGGAAUUAAUGAAUUUCGAUUGGAGUCUCUUCAAUUCAAUCCACGAGCAAGAGCUGAUCUACUUCACAUUCAGCAGACAAGGGAGUGGAGAGCACACGGUGAACCUCAGCCUCCUGCUCCAGAGGUGCAAUGAGGUGCAGCUCUGGGUGGCCACGGAGAUUCUGCUCUGCAGCCAGCUGGGCAAGCGAGUGCAGCUGGUGAAAAAGUUCAUCAAAAUCGCCGCACACUGCAAAGCCCAGAGAAACCUGAAUUCUUUCUUUGCUAUUGUGAUGGGUCUCAACACUGCUUCUGUCAGCCGGCUGUCGCAGACCUGGGAGAAAAUCCCUGGGAAGUUCAAGAAACUUUUCUCUGAACUUGAAAGUUUAACGGAUCCUUCCCUGAACCACAAAGCCUACAGAGAUGCAUUCAAAAAGAUGAAGCCGCCCAAAAUCCCUUUCAUGCCCUUAUUGCUUAAAGAUGUAACAUUUAUUCAUGAGGGAAAUAAAACAUUUUUGGAUAAUCUUGUCAACUUUGAAAAGCUGCACAUGAUUGCAGACACCGUCCGAACCCUGAGACACUGCAGGACCAACCAGUUUGGAGGAGACAUGUCUCCAAAAGAGCACCAGGAGUUAAAGUCCUACGUCAACCACCUGUACGUCAUUGACAGCCAGCAGGCCCUGUUUGAGCUCUCCCACAGGAUCGAGCCCCGGGCGUGAGCCCGCGCCGGCCUCCUCCCCUCCCCCCAGUAACUGCGGCACUUCGAGCUGCGGGAAUGUCAAUGCCAAGCACGUCCCUUUCCUGCGAGAAAAGAAGUUGCUGAGUUUUAUCAGUAACUCACAAGACAUACACAGGAAAGCCAACCGAAGCGUGCUCAGGAAGUGACGCCAGCCACCCGAGACGGGGAGGGGCCCGGCCUCUCCUCGCUGCGCUCAGAAGGAGAGGACAGAGGACUCAGAGCAUCUUCAAAUGGAGGAGUCUGGUUUCUUAUGCCGACGCUGUUGAUCCCAUCCAGUUUUCAAUUUGAGAUGUGCCAGCAUCAAGACAAGGGAGCCUGUCGUGUUACAGUGACCAAAUAUUUCAGUAAGAGUGCGCAUGAAACAGGAAACAGUUUUACUUUGCCUGGGAGCAGAUUAUUGUUUAUAGGCUGUCAGAGAAGUGGCUUGUUUGAACACCAGAAGACAGCAAUGGCAUCUCUGGAUUUCCAGGGAGACGGCGUGGUCUCUGUCGAUACAAACGAUGACAUCAGCAGAGGCCACUUGUGUCUGAGGAGUAAGUGAGGACCAGCAGCUGGCAUCCAUGCUCUCAGUUCCUAAAGGGAAAAAUGUCAGGGCGCGCGUUUCUUUGCGCCCACAAUCACUUAGGGAUGUCUGCUGGCCGGUGAAAUUUGUUUCUGCACAACUGAUCUGCAACUAUGGGCAGUUAGGAAUUAGGCUAAGUUGCUUUGCCAAUAAGGCAAAAUGGGAAUCUUUGGGAAAUUGACUCGCUGUUCAGUUUCUGGGGAUUUUCUUGACAUGUGCAGGCAGGCUCUCAUCUCCUAUUGGGAACAAUAUGAUUUUUGAAAGAGCACAGUGCCUGACACGUGGUGGGCGCUCUGUAACUGUUUACCAAGGUGACCGAGAGUCACAGAGGUUGCACUCUUGUGCCUGAUGUGCCCCAGUGCUCUGCACUCCUCCCAGGCUCCUUGCCCACAGCGUGCAGGGGUCACAACCUGUCCAGGGAGGGUAAGAGGGAUGGGAUGUGCAAGGCAUCCCUCCCUAGAGAAUAUCAAGGUCUGAAGAUGGUGGUGGUUGCCCGUCUCCCAGCAAAUGAAAAGAGCCCUGAAAUAUCCAAACGUCUGAUCUAUGCUGGACACUCACAAGUCCUGUAGUUCACCUUCCAACCAAGACAGCAGCCUGCCUUCCUAUAGUUUGUCUUUUUUUCCCCCCCAGAGUCUUUUUUAUGCCUAUUUUUAUAGAUUGGGGCUUCUCCAGUAAAUUAGACACUUGCUAUUCUCAAGAACUGAUUAAAGUUCCCUCUGCUUUCAAAAACGUCUGUGGGAUACAGUCAUGAAAUCCACCACAGCCAGCUGGACAUUUGUCAUGUUGCUAAAAUGCAAGGGCCCGGCUUCCUGUGUCAGGUCCACUCACAUUCCACACCUGUGAACCCCAGUGCACCGCUCCACACGGCCUCCUGCUCAUCUCUCAGGUGCCUCUGCAGAACCGCUUCCUUCUGUCUCUUCAGCACCUCCUUCCUGAGCUGCGUCCAAUGCUUCCCGACACCUUCAUAGCAGUGCUGUUUCCUGGGCUCAGGAGCCACGCUGAGCUUGAGAAGUCACCGGAAGGAGCCACAGAGCUUUCAAAGAACUUUCAAAGAGAUUCAGUCUGUCCCAGCACGUAAAAUUCAAUCCUGAAAAUUAACAGGGUUUUCUCAAAAGGCACAUCCAGGGCUGGUCCACUUAGAGUAAUGCUCCCGGCUGCAGGGAAUGGGAUGAGACCCACUGGAGGAGACCAGAGGCUGGAACCAGGGAAGGCAGACUUUUCUCAUGGCUGACCAAGCAGUGGGAAAACUCUCCUCUUGGCAGUUACUGCAGAGAGCACAGGCCUACAGCACACACAGGCGUUCUUGUCUGUUCUCUGUGCUUGAGGAGUAGCAUUUGCCCAGUCAAAUCAUCUAAGGCCAUUUUGACAUUGUCUCCAUGUUUUGCAAUUUAAAUUUUAUUCACGUAAGAUUUACAUCGCUCCAACUAAAACUAUUUCAGUUGCUCUAGGAGAGAAGUGUGUCAGUACCUGUUGCUUAGACUGCAAUUCAGAUAUCUGCAAUCCCAGCAAUUUAGACUGCAAUUCAGAUAUGUAAACAGUCGAACAAAUCUACACAUGCAUCAAGUUUAAACACAUCUCGAUGCUGUAGGCAGGACGUGCCUCACGCCUGGGUGGACACAGGCUGGGGAGAGCAUGGUACUGUGCACCAUUUCCUCCAGCCAUGGUCAGUGGCUCUCAGGGCAGCCAAGGGAAGGGAGGAUUUCAUUUAGUUUAGAUUUGCUUUUCCAUCCCCAGCUUCUGAAUGUCCACAUCUUUCUGAAAUUUAAGUGUCUCCAGAGAUGUCCCAGGCAGCAGCUCUCAGAAAUUUCAGAAGCUCUGAGGAGACAUUAAUCUAGAAUUAAAGAAUUCAAGGCGGAAUUGGAGCCAGGGUUAGCUCAACAUGAAGCUCUUGCUAAAACUCUGAGCUGUCCAGCAACGAGCGGCCAACGAGGGAUUUAGCAGCUCCCUGUUAAUAGGGAUGGGCCGUGUUCCCUCUCUGAAUAUUUGCCUCGGCCUCUUUGGAAUAGCUUUUGUUCUGGCCAGACGGGUGGACUGGAAGACUUCUAAGCUGCUUUCCAGCUCUUUUAGAUUUUUAUGAUCACAUAAAAUCUCCAUUCACGCUGAAAAUCUUCAUCUGCCCACCAUCACCGGCAAGCAGUGCAUGGGCCCUUCUGAGUGAUUCUCUUUGCUGCAGCACAGCUCUCAACAGUCCUGGGGGCCUGGAUUCGUCUGAAUCCCAGCAAACCAGUCCUGCUCAGAAGUUAGCACCAGACAAGUUCCUUAGGUAAUAUCGCAACCUUCCCGAAUUUAUUUUCUUGACAUACAUACUUACAGAUGCUCCAAAGACCACAGUGUUUCAGAUCCACUCUUUGUUAUAAUCUGCACACUUGCCAAAUGGUUGUCAUGAUAAAUAUUAUAGCCUGCAUUCACUUCAGUCUAGUAUCACUAAUUAUGCUUAGAAUAAACUCAUUCACCCAGAUCCCCAUCCAGAGGCAGGUCAGGUGGAGCGUUCACUGACCUCAGAAGCAGGAAGAUAAAGGAAAACCCCACCGCUCCCAGCUGGCAGGAGGAGACGUUGCACUAUGAGGCUUACCCACCCACCUCCGAGUGGGAGAAGCGGCUGCAGGAAAGAGAGAGGGUGCCGGUGACUUGGGGUCCCCAGAGCUGGGCUUGCCCUGCUGCCUCAGUCCCAGCCCGGCCACCUUGUUACAGCCACAAGUCACAAACGUGGUGUUCCCAAAUGGCACAACUAGCCCAAGCUUCUCAGAAACUAAGCAAAAACAUUACGAUGGGGACGGUCCGGUGCACUGCACUUGUCUAACACAGAGUUUCUUUUCAACGCUUCAAACAUGUCCUUAAAAUUUCAGCCUGCUUAUUAACGAGCGGGCCACUGUGCUGAAAACUAGUGGUGGGGGGGGGAGAGGCGGAGUUUUUAAAAAUUGCCAAAAAACUAGAUGAAAAUGUACUACUGUAAAAAGCAAAGCUGUAUAUACUAAACGUUUUUUAGCAGAGUACUAUUUAUUUGCAUAGCCUAUUUAUUGUAUUCGUAUCACACUUAUUAAAUACUGGGAUGAAAUCAGCGAGCUGAAGCGAGGACCCCUGCCCUUCAACGCGUCGUUAAUCAGGACUGCGGUGACGGUGACGUCGUCGGCUUGCGUUAACCAUUAGCAGAUAGAGAGCCCGCCUUCAGGGUGCCUACCUAACUUCUCAGGGACUACACCCGUACUUUUCCACCAUCUCACGAGCUGGUAAAUAUGAAACAUUGGUUGAGUUACCAGAAUUGCCAUGAACAGUAUUUCCUUUCUCAGAUUUCACGCUUUCCGCUUCUGUACAUACGACUGUGCUGUGUAUUUAUCUAUCGAAGCUAGUGAGCAAUAAUUUAUAUGUAAAAAUGGCCAAGCAAUAUAAGGUGAAAACUCAUAUAAGUCACUGUUACCUGACCUUGUAUUUUCAAGUGUUUUUUUUAAACUGCUUUUCCAAAUAUAAGAUUAUGUUAAAGAUA
This is a messenger RNA of Miniopterus natalensis, 6481 nucleotides long. The record is from RefSeq and is a predicted model, not a curated record. NCBI's taxonomy places the organism in Eukaryota, Metazoa, Chordata, Mammalia, Chiroptera, Miniopteridae.